Messenger RNA from Peniophora sp. CBMAI 1063, 1467 nucleotides. Lineage: Eukaryota; Fungi; Basidiomycota; Agaricomycetes; Russulales; Peniophoraceae. The record is from the annotation of a GenBank genome assembly.
AUGGAGUCCGUCAACCAAUUCUUCCGCCGCCGCAACAUGCACCGCGUGAACAAGCGGCAGAACGCUGGAGGCAGCGACUGUCCAAAGUUCGCCCUCACUUGCGACAACAACCCGACGUCGACCGCGGCUCAGCAGACGACUGCUGAUGCUGCCCCUACUCCCGACUCGACCACCAGCGCUCUGCCGACUUCGACCGUCGCUGCCCCCGCGGCGCCGACGACGACCUCGGCUUCGCCCUCCCCGACGAGCACGUCCGACUCUACGUCUGCUACCCCAGCUUCGACCACAGAGUCCUCCACUUCGUCCACGACAACUUCUUCAGAGACUUCUUCUAGCACGACCUCUUCAAGCUCAGCCGCGCCCUCCUCGACUACCGCGGCAUCUGUCGCAGCUCAGACCAGCCUGACCAACACCAUUGCCUCGGCCACUGCCGCCGCCGCUGCCGCCGGUACCCAGACCGCUGUCGUCGUUCUCCAGACAAGUUCGGCUUCUGUUGCGGCAUCUAGCGCCAGCUCCUCGUCGAACCCCAACACGAGCGGUGGUACCAGCACCGGUGUCAUUGUCGGUGGUGUAGCUGCAGCUGCUGUCGGUGUCAUCGGUAUCCUCAUUGCCAUCUGGUACUUCGUCCGCAAGUGUCGCAACAACGAUGACGAAGCCUUCGACUGGAAUGCCGACCAGGCCCGCCGCCAAUCCCGCAUGAUCGAGGACGACGUCCUCUCGAGCGAGCCGACUGCUCCCAGCAUGUUCGCUCCCACCGCCGGCAGCAUGCGUCCGCCCACGAUGAUCGAGCGCCACGUUAACAACGCCAGCCCGAUGCUCGCGCGUCAGCGCUCGAUGGGCGCCGGCGCAUACGGUCAAGAGGAAAAGUACGGCGCGUUUGACUACGGCGCGUACGGCAACAACAACAUGGGUUACCAGGCGACCCCGGAGGAAUUUGCGAACCUUCCGCCCCACAACGCUUAUGCCAGCCCGUACGCGCAGGCCCCCAUGGGCUCGCCUGUCAGCAGCACUGUCCCGAGCUACGACACGUACGGCAAUGAGCCGCCCUCUGCGCCCACGCCCGCACUCAUGCGCGGCCCUUCGAUGGGCCAGGGCGCCAUGAUCCACCGCGCGGCGAGCCAGAGCCAGAGUGCGCAGGUCACUCGCAACCCGAGUGUCAUGAGCCACGGCGGGGAGGACUACGCCGACCUCUCCCGCUCGAGCGUCACGCCUUUCCAGGCGCAGACAUAUGCUGAGAUCCACGACCGCCUCGGCCCCGUCGCCGAGGAGCCGCGUGUGCCAGCCGCAGCCGCCAUCCCUGGCGUCGCUGCUGCCGCUGCCGCGCACCCGCAGAACACCUCGACGCCCUUGCCGGAGUACCAGCAAGCGGCGCCGCGCGGGAACCCGGCGAACCAUAACGACGGCAAGCGCCCCGAUACCGUCUACAGCGCGAUGUACGACGACGAGGACGCGUACGGUGGCAUGUAA